This is a messenger RNA of Gaeumannomyces tritici R3-111a-1, 2005 nucleotides long. RefSeq lists its product as hypothetical. Gene Ontology annotation, molecular function: N-acetyltransferase activity. Bases 182 to 1852 code for a protein of 556 amino acids. Lineage: Eukaryota; Fungi; Ascomycota; Sordariomycetes; Magnaporthales; Magnaporthaceae. The record is from RefSeq and is a predicted model, not a curated record. The transcript has 2 exons.
UGAAUGGGCGUGCGUAUUCAGACCCCUGAGCGUGGAAGCGCGUGUUGAUGCAUCGACGCUGUGACUGCUGCUGUAUAUAAACCAGGAGCUGUCCCAGUGGCCCGGUGGUGUUGGAUAAAGCGGCAGACGGCGAGAAGAUUGGCCUGUUAAAUCUAGGAGUACCACGCCACUGGUCUACACCAUGAGCCGCGACAAGACAACACCGAAACCCCGCGUGCUGCGGAAGCUGGGGAACUUAGAAAAGUACCAAAUCGGCAUGCACCAUUGCCGAUACUACACAGGGACCUCGGUGCUGUGCCGCUAUGUCAUCCCCCGCUCCGUCUUGGAGACGGCAGCUCCCGGGGCCGCCUGCGAGAACCCGGGGGCUGCCGCAGUGGCCCGGGUGCUGGAGCUGGCCGUCGCUAGCGUGGUGUUGGAGCACCCUCUGCUGCGCGUCGGGCUCAUAGGCGAGGCCACUGGUGACCCCUCCUGGGUCGAGCUGGACAAAAUCAACCUCGCCGACCACAUCGAAUGGCGCUUCCCAGAAACCGCCGCAGACGACGCCGAGGCGGGGCGGCAGCGCCACAAGCUGGUCCAGGAGCAGCUGGACACCGAGUUCACCGACUUCGAGGCCCGGCCCGGCUGGAGGGUCAUCGCGUCCUGGCUGGGCCGGCAGCGCGUCGACGUGCUCUUUGUGUGGAACCACGCGCACUUGGACGGCAUGAGCGGCAGGAUGUUCCAUGGGUCGCUGCUACGCCACCUGAACAGCAGCAGCAGCAGCGGCAGCGGUGCGGCGCCGGCCCUUCAGGACGGCGCCCACGUGCUGCCCGUCUCGACGCCCAAGGACCGGUUCCCGCCCGCGCAGGACGACGUCGUCGUCUUCCCCAUCUCGGCCGUCUUCGCCGCCAAGGAAGGGUGGAAGGAGUACCGGCCCGCGUCGCUGACGCCGCGCGACGAGCGGGCCACGCUGGCCCACUGGGUGCCCCGCGUGCAGCAGCAGCACGGCGGCGGGCGGCCCGAGUCGCGGCUGCGCAUCAUCGAGACGUCCGCGGCCGACCUGGGACCGCUGCUGCGGCGCUGCCGGGACCGCGGCACGACGCUGACGGGCCUGCUGCACGCGCUGGCGCUGGCCUCGCUGUCGCUGCAGCUCGCCGACGGCGGCGGCGGCGGCGACAGGGAGGGGCUGGCGAGGGGGUUCGCGGCGGUGACGGCCAUGAACACGCGGCGGUUCGCCGACGAAAAGGUCGAGCAGGCCGACGGCGGCGCCGGCAACCGCAGGUGGCGCAAAAAGUACCCCUGGUUCGAGCCGACGGGCGCCAUGGGCAACUACGUCUCGUCGCUGACGCACAAGUUCUUCCCGCCGACCGUGGCCGAGAUGCGGCGCGCGUGGGCGGCGGCGGGCGGCGCGCCCAAGGGGACGCUGCCUGGUCCCCUGCGGGAGCUGGUGUGGACGGCGGCCGUCAUGGCGCGGAGCGACAUCGACCGGCGCAUCGAGGCCGGGCCCAAGGACGACGUCAUGGGCGUCAUGAGGGCGGUGGGCAACUGGAACGACUUCCUCAAGGCCAAGUUCAAGCGGGCGCGCGACGCGUCGUGGCUCGUCACCAACAUUGGCGUCAUCGACGGCGGCGGGGCGGCAGAAGGGGAGGAGCGCUGGACCGUGGACGACGCCGAGUUCCACUGCGGCGCCAACAUCGUUGGCGCCGCGCUAGAGAUCAGCACCGUCAGCGUCAAGGGCAAGGGGCUGAAAACGUCCAUCUGCUGGCAGGAGGGCGCGAUAGAAGAGGCGAUUGGAGAGGGGUUUGCCGCCAACCUGGAGGCGUGGCUGAGGGAGCUGGCUGGAGACGGAAACCCAACCAUCCCGAAUGGACACUAAGCGAAGAAUUGGAGAAAUGCAGCCAUAAUUGGAGUCGGCUACGACAAAACUACAACACAUAGAAUCGUACAGAAUAUCGCAAGAUUGUUAGCGGAGCGCAAUGGACACGUUUAAAAUUGCUACUAAUAAUUGUAUUGCAGCUAACAAAUCGCC